Messenger RNA from Colossoma macropomum (tambaqui), 2935 nucleotides. RefSeq names its product 5'-nucleotidase, cytosolic IAb (gene nt5c1ab). Gene Ontology annotation, cellular component: cytosol; cytoplasm. Gene Ontology annotation, biological process: adenosine metabolic process; nucleotide metabolic process. Lineage: Eukaryota; Metazoa; Chordata; Actinopteri; Characiformes; Serrasalmidae. The transcript is spliced from 6 exons. The coding region runs from base 879 to 1961 and encodes 360 amino acids. Gene Ontology annotation, molecular function: 5'-nucleotidase activity; nucleotide binding; magnesium ion binding. The record is from RefSeq and is a predicted model, not a curated record.
GAGACCCAUAGGACAUUUGCAUAUGCAUUUUUCUUUUUUUCACAGUUUUAAGAAGCUUUUAUGUUGCCCUUUAUAGUGUGUCAAAAUUUAAUGAUGAAUGAACCAGUAGAAAUGGUCCAAAAUCAAUUGGAAUAAAAUCUUGUUUCAUUACUUUUCAUUAAAAGUUAAUGUUUUUUUUCCUUCCCCAGUAAGUUACCGUUUUGGAGAUACAAGGUUUUGUUCAGACUGCCAAGAUAUCCUAAUUUGUUACCGCUGUGGCUUGUUUUAGCAAUGAAAUUCCUCUAUAUAUAAAUCCCUGAUGUAGGCCAAGCACCAUCAGCCUUGGACUGGUUAAAAGAAUAUGACAAGUGGUGAUGUGGCACAGCCUUAUUGUACAAGCUGACAUCAGUGGUUGUCAUGGUAACAUUGUGUGGUAGCCGCACUGAUCUGGCAAAGGUCUUCUGAGUCUAAAAAUAACACCAGCUUCUUCCUCAAGCAUAGAGCCACUGCAGAAAUUCCCACCAUCCCAGGCAAGCCUAGUAAAAUUCUGCUCUGUAGAAUGGGAUGACCAACCGGCAGAGGGGCGUGGCCAGAGAGAUUAUUGAUUCCCUGAUGCAACACGCACUGAAAGGGAAUGCCUUGGCUUGCGGAAGGACUGGAAAUGAAGUCAUCAUCUGCAGGCUCUCCGGUAGGCUGAUCAUUUCCACUCUUUCAACCUUUCUUCUAAUGCUCUCACUAUUGAUUGCUGUGCCGUCUCUCCAUCCACCCUGCACCACAGACUCCAUCUAUGCUUCCCCAGAUGGUUGUUGACGAGGAGAUCAGUGGAUGGUUCUUGAUGAGAUCGUCAGCGGAAGCAGAGGCUCCACUCUCAAUGCUAUAAACCAGGAGCGGCUGCAAAAAUGAAUCUCAACCAUCAACAUACAACCAGCAAAGGUGACACUUACUGUCUGGAGGCAAUGAAGACUAGGGAACACUCGACUCCAACCAAGAAGCCGACAUCUCCCAAGCCUGAAAAUGCCAUCACCAUCGCUGUAUCAUCGCGGGUCCUCUUCAACAUGGACCUGGAGCAGCAGAUCUUUGAGCAGAAGGGAAUGGAGGAAUAUCUGAAGUAUCAGAUUGAUCAUGAGACAGAGCUGUUUAAACCAGGACCUGCUUUCCCCUUCAUUAAGGCUCUGGAAGCGGUCAAUGCGCAGCUGAGAGAUCUAUACCCAGAGAGUGAAGAGCUCUUUGAUGUGGUCCUGAUGACCAACAAUCAUGCUCACGUCGGAAUCAGGCUCAUCAACUCAAUCAACCACUACAAGCUCUUUAUUGAGCGCUUCUGCAUGACUGGAGGUAACAGCCCAAUUGGGUACCUGAAAGCCUACCACACCAACUUGUACCUGUCUGCUGACUCAGUGAAAGUGAGAGAGGCCAUAGAGGAAGGCAUUGCAGCGGCCACCAUGUUCUCAUCAGAGAAAGUGACACAGGUGUCAGAGACUCAGCUGCGAGUGGCCUUUGAUGGAGAUGCAGUGCUGUUCUCGGAUGAGUCAGAGAGGAUCUAUAAAACACAGGGCCUGGACAAAUUCUUCGAACAUGAAAAGGCCCAUGAAAACAAGCCCCUUGAUCAUGGUCCACUAAAAGGAUUCUUGGAAGUUCUGGGGAAACUACAGAGGAAAUUUUAUGCCAAAGGCCAUCGUAUGGACUGUCCCAUCCGCACUUAUCUGGUGACGGCUCGUAGUGCAGCUAGUUCAGGCUCCCGAGCACUGAAAACACUCCGUGCUUGGGGUUUGGAGACAGACGAGGCCCUCUUCCUGGCUGGAGCUCCAAAAGGCCCCAUGCUGGCGAAGAUCAAACCUCAUAUCUUCUUCGAUGACCAGAUGUUCCAUAUAGAGGGGGCUGCAGAGCUUGGCACUGUGGCAGCUCAUGUUCCAUAUGGAAUUGCCCAGAAGCUGCCACCAAAGAAAACGAAGGAUGCAAAAGAGACUGAUUCACCUCCUAAGUGACCGAAGUGGAUAUUUACAUUGAGAACAUGAAUAAAAUAAAACACAUUAUAUAUUCUGUUCUUUUGAAUUUAGAAAAAGUCUAUGAUAAACUGCAAUGUUUCCAUGAUAAAGACAAUGAUGAAGAGAAGAUUUGACUCCUUGUAUUGAAUGUUUUAGUUAUAACCAGGACUGGCAUGUUAAUAAUAACAGCCUUAAACACUGUUCAGCCUUUGGGCUGUUUUCAGCAGUGCCGUACUUACACUUUCUCCACUAUAUUAGGGAGCUAAAGUCUGUGGAGUCAGACGAAGUUAAACGUCAUGACGAUAUUUGCAAUCCCUUCAUUUAAAUCCGUUAAGCAUAGCACACUCACUAAGGGCUUGUAAUGACAGUACACAUUUUACAGGUACCACAUAAUUGUAAAAAAAAAAAAGUUUGUGCCUCUAUUUUUUAAGUUAAUAAUGCCUGGAUUCGAAUUGUGGAUUGUUGACAGUCAAUACAGAUCAGCAAUUUCGAGUAGGUCACUCAAGUUGUUGGCACAAGCUGUCCUAGUUUGAUGAAUAACUGUGUUGAUGUGUAAAUUUGUUUUACCUUCUCAUCCUUUAAAUUAUUGUGCAAUGGUGUUUUGGAUCAGUGUGAAAGCAUGUGAGUCUGUUUUGUAAAACUAUAAUGGUCUGCACGUUCUCUUAUUGUACUCCUUUACAGUGUGCACUAACCUUCGUCUCUGUGCUGAUGUUCUAAAUUAUUGUUUUCAAUGUAAUACCGGCUUAACUCAUGAAAGACAAACUGCCAUACCUCUUAGACAAAGAUGACAUUAUUUCUGGUUAUUGACUGUGAGGGGAAAAAAAUUAUAUUUUUUAAGUUGCACUCCUAUUAAAGUCAGGGGCUGUAUUAUAAAUUGAAAGUCCUAUAAAUCGUUCCAUUUAUUAUUAUAUUUUUUUGUUUAUUUGACAAAAAUGUGUUUAAUAUAAGUGUAAAGAUGUUUAUAUGUAAAAAAA